CAACAACAUGGCGAGUAUCAUCAGUACCCCCAAGGGCAACGAAGGUGCGGACGCUGCGGCAGCGGGGAUCGCCAUUGGGACGGCGACGGCUUCCACUACUCCGUCUACGGUCAUCCCUGACGCAUACAAAACUACGUCGUUUCUUGCCCGAAGGGACAACGCAAAUGACUCGGACUCGGAUCACAGCGAUGGGGACUCCACGCCUGCGAUUGCGAAGCCUAUCGUUGCGACGCCUGCUGUUGUAACACAUGCUACUGCGACUCCUGCCAAUGCAUUAAGCGAAGACGAGUACUACACAGAUGAUGACGAAACAUUAAGCAAUCGUUGGACGUGCCAAACGAUCCGGUCGAAAAUACAAAAGUUCCUCGCCACGAAAACCAUGACCCAGACGGCGUUCCUCAAGACCAUUGGCGCCAACAGCAAUUCAUUCGGGCGUUUCAUGAAGCUCAAAGGUGCGGAUGGAGGAAGUCAGAACUCGACGUAUUGGGGCUCGUUACGCUUUUUUGAUCGCCUCGACAAGAAGACGAAGAAGGAAAAAGCUGCGGCAAAGGCAAGCAGCGCCAAAGCGAAAACUGCCGUCAAGCGCAAGGCAGUGGAUACUGACAAGGACGACGACGAGACUCCUGCGGCCAAGAAGAAGAAGUUCCUGGCACGAUUAGAACAAAUCGAAGCGGUGGAACUCGCCGAAGACAUCAAGGUCUUUGACGACUGCGACGUCGUCCGCGACAACAUUCAGGCGUUCCUUCUGACAAAAGUCAUGGCCCAGACGGCGUUUUCCGCGCAUUUGAACGUGUCCGUGGCAGCGUUGCGCAAGUUUCUCGCGUGCAAAGGCAAGCGCGAAGGCGUCGGGAUCGUGUACAAGGCGGCGUAUCGCUUCUUCGAGAAGACGCGCCUCUUGGACAACGCGCCCAAGACCAACAAACGCAAAAAGGUCGAAACCGACCGACCAGAAGGGUACUCCCUCGAGCGCGACCCAACGCACUUCUGGGUCCAUGCGAGUGAAAUCAACCCCAAAGUACGAUGGUAACAAGGUUGCAUGUCGCUCUAUCGUUAAUCAUGGCUUUUUAAAGGAACAACUAUAUGGACAACUCAUUGC
Aphanomyces astaci is the source of this 1096-nucleotide messenger RNA. RefSeq lists its product as hypothetical. The coding region runs from base 8 to 1027 and encodes 339 amino acids. NCBI's taxonomy places the organism in Eukaryota, Oomycota, Saprolegniomycetes, Saprolegniales, Verrucalvaceae. The transcript has a single exon. The record is from RefSeq and is a predicted model, not a curated record.